Messenger RNA from Cannabis sativa, 1124 nucleotides. RefSeq names its product mitotic spindle checkpoint protein MAD2. Bases 211 to 834 code for a protein of 207 amino acids. Gene Ontology annotation, biological process: mitotic spindle assembly checkpoint signaling. The transcript is spliced from 7 exons. Gene Ontology annotation, cellular component: nucleoplasm; kinetochore; cytoplasm. The record is from RefSeq and is a predicted model, not a curated record. NCBI's taxonomy places the organism in Eukaryota, Viridiplantae, Streptophyta, Magnoliopsida, Rosales, Cannabaceae.
GCCGUUGUUCUUCCACUCGUCUUCUUUUGCUAAAAAUCUGAUCUUUAUUUCUUCAGCCUCCAAUCUCGCUUCACUCAAAAUUCAAUUUCUUUCUCUCAAUCAUACUCAAAAUCCAACCCAACCCAACCCAUUUCCCAUUUUCAUUUCUUCAACAAAUCCCCAUUUGUUUUUUUUUGUCUCCGAGAAAAGAAGAGAUUUCUUUCCCAGAAAAUGGCUGCAAAGACCACAACUAAAGACAUAAUUACCCUUCGAGGCUCUGCGGCGAUCGUCAGCGAGUUCUUUGGCUAUGCUGCUAACAGCAUUCUGUAUAAUCGGGGAGUUUAUCCUGAAGAGAGUUUUGUCAAAGUGAAGAAAUAUGGGCUCCCUAUGCUGCUUACCCAAGAUGAGGGUGUCAAAUCAUUCAUUUCCAACCUAAACGCACAGCUUUCAGAGUGGUUGGAAGCUGGCCAAUUACAAAGAGUUGUUCUUGUAAUAAUGAGCAAGUCUACAAAUGAAGUUUUAGAGAGGUGGAAUUUCAGCAUUGAGACCGAUGGUGAAGUCGUUGAGAAAGGGGUGUCAAGGGAAAAAAGUGACAAGGAAAUUAUGAGAGAGAUUCAAGCAAUCAUGAGACAGAUUGCUUCUAGUAUCACUUACUUGCCAUGCCUUGAUGAGCCUUGUGUGUUUGAUGUUCUAGCAUAUACAAAUACAGAUGUUGCAGUACCAUUCACUUGGAUUGAAAGUGAUCCUAAAUUGAUUGCUAAUCCCCAGAUGGUGAAAUUGCAUUCUUUUGAUACAAAGAUUCACAAGGUAGACACUCUAGUAUCAUACAAGAAUGAUGAAUGGGAUGAAGCUUAGUAAGUAGAAAAAUAACAAGACAAGAGUAAGACCAGGACCUCCUCCCUAAAUGGUGUGUUUUAUUAUCUGUCUUUCCUUUGAAUUUGAGGGGGUGUGACCGUGUGAAAGAGAGGGAGAGAGAGAUUGUGAAUCUUUUAUUCACAUUUUGUGUACCAGAGAGUAAGCGUUGUAGUCUUGGAAUGCAUUCGUUUUUUUAGUGUUUUUUAAUGCAGUUGCUUCUUUCAUUAAUGGCUGGCAUAAUAACACAAUUUAUGGUUUUACAAAACAUAAUACAAAUUUCUUUGCAAAAA